Molecule: messenger RNA, 2247 nt
Organism: Penicillium taxi
Lineage: Eukaryota; Fungi; Ascomycota; Eurotiomycetes; Eurotiales; Aspergillaceae
Exons: 1
Coding region: 1-2247 (748 amino acids)
Cellular component (GO): cytoplasm
Source: RefSeq, a predicted model, not a curated record
AUGACAAAACGUCCAAUGCAAGACGGUGUCGAACAACGUCGCGUCAAGCCCAAUCUCAUCGAUAAGAGACCAUUCAGAGUUAUUAAUCUUGAUGAUAAAGAAGUUGUACACCAGAGCUGCAUCCUAGUCGAUGGCGAGGGCUCUAAUAUUGAAUACUCCGAAGGAACUAGUCAUGUUUCCGUUUCUUGUACAGACAUGCUCAACAACAUCCAGUCGGUACAACACUGGCCGCUGGAGAAAGGCUACUGGAAGGCCCUCGUUAUGCUCUCUCCAGGAUUCAACAUGCUUACUUUCCAGCUGCAUCAUACCGAUGGUACCUCGGACUCACUGGAGGUCACAGUGAAUUAUAUCCCUCUGCUACAACUGCCACCUCUCCACCUCGCAAUACUUGUUGCAAAGGAUUCACCCCUGCUGAUCGACUGCCCGCCUGCCAAAUAUGGCGCAAUCUCAACAGCGCAUAGCAGCCUCGGCGCAGCGAUCCAAAAGCUCCGUUUGUCAGCAUACAUGUGGCAAGCUCUCACGGCAGAAGACUUCCGUCAAAAGGGACUGGGCAGACGCUCAUUCCGCCUGGAGGAAGAGUGGGCUUUCAACUCGACUAUGCUAGCAGCCCACCAGACGGUUCCGGGCUUAAUGGGUUCAGUUCCAAAGGUUCAUAUCAUCCGAUCGGAUAAGACGGUCGCAGAGCUCAGAGACCUUGAGAUUGCUCAGCAGAACCCCCGUGCCCAGGACCAAGAUGCCUUGCACAGAUACUUCGAGACGGCACUCAUCCAAUCAGGAGCGCCAUUUGACUCAGCUUCCAACCCAGUUGUUGCCGGGUUGAUUCUGGAUGCGCACUACUCUAUCGAAAAGUCCAUGAUUCUGGGACAUGCAGCCUUGGGUUGCCACAAGCCCGAUGGGUUGUCCUUGGGUAUCUUUGGUAGCCACCUUACUUACUCCUGGCCACGCUUUAUGGAAGAAAUCCCUGCUUGUCUGACUGACAUGACACCUCCGGGUGUCACUGUUGGCAAUGACAACGGUGAAUGCGAUACUAUGCGCGGCGCGUGCUUUGUCGGGCAAGGCGCGUUCCUACACGAGGUCGGCCACGCAUUCGGUGCUGCGCAUACCACUGGGAUCAUGGCGCGUGGGUACAGCAAGACAUGGGACCUGAACUUCCUCGCGCAAGAGGCCAGCGACAAGAGAGAAAACGAGGCCAAAUGGGAUCUACAAGAUGUCCUCAGGUUCAAAUUAUUGCCUCAUUUUGCUCUCCCUGGAGAUAAGCCUGUACCAAAAGAACACAAGAAUGCCACCGUGAAGAUAGAAUUUGAUUACAAACAAGAUGAUGGAGUGGGUGUCGAUCAAGAUGAAGAUGUGUCUGAGUUUGCUGAUCCAAUGAUCAAAAUUUCCUGUGGAGCAGGUCUCGCAUAUGUGAAGGUUGAAAACGGCCAGAACAGUGAAACUGGCGAGAACAAUGUCCUCACUUACAAUUUCCUGAACGAAUCUCAGGGCGAACCUUCGAGUUUUCACAUCCAAAACCUUCGGAACAACUUCGACAUGACUGCUCCUCUCAAGAUUACUGCCUUGGGCUUGAAUGGAAAAGAGCGUGUUGUCAAGAAUAUGUGGCCGCAGCUUAACGAUCAACCAUACAUUAUCGUUCCUGGCACCAAAGUUGUGAUUCGCAAAAAAGCCAUAAAAACAUCAUCAGAACAAGAAAACGACGAGGAUUAUGUGAAAUGGGCUAUGCUCCUGAAGCACAAGGGCCAAGAUGGCAAAGUGUACCCUGCGACAUCCAUUGAUCUCUGCGUGGGAUGUAUCAUGGACGGAGCUAUUGUCCACUAUGCUGACGGAAAGUUUGCAAACUGUGGUCCGAUACAUGAUAUAAAUGACCCAAGCUGCCCGCACACUUUCGGUGGUCAUGCGACAGAAGAGCAUGAUAUCCCCGAAGGCGAGACCAUCACCAAAGUUACGAUUAACAAUGGGCGGGUGGGAUGGGGGAGUCUUUCAGGCAUUAGAAUGACACUGAGUAAUGGAGAGGAGUGGGGCGAGUUGAACGAAGUGGGAAAUAACGAUGUCGAGGAAGAUAACGGUCUAACUGUCCUAGAGCCGAGCGAGGGUGAAGUUAUUGUUGGCUUUUUCGGACAGAGCCUAAAAGGAUGUGGCUAUACCGCUGAGUUCGGGAUUUUGACGGCACCGAAGGGAGUGCAAUUACCGGACACUGUCUAUGAUUUUAUCAAGAAUGAGGAUGAUGGAGUAUCUCAUCGCAGACUCUGA